Messenger RNA from Microthlaspi erraticum, 1089 nucleotides. NCBI's taxonomy places the organism in Eukaryota, Viridiplantae, Streptophyta, Magnoliopsida, Brassicales, Brassicaceae. The record is from the annotation of a GenBank genome assembly.
AUGAUGAAUAAGAGAAACACGGAAUAUCUUCCGGAUGAUUUGGUAGUGGAGAUACUCUCUAGGGCUCCGACUAAAUCUCUGGCUCGAUUUCGAUCAACAUCCAAAGGAUGGAACGCGCUAGUAAAAGAGGAGAGAUUUUCGAAGAAGCACUCUGCUAAUGCUUCAAGGCAAUCUCUGGUUAUCAUGUUGAUUGAUUUUAGGGUUUAUGUAGUGAGCGUCGAUCUCCGUGCUAUGCAAGACAACAAGGUUGCUCUAACAAGACAGUUUACCCUAGAAGAUCCUCAGUCUAAUUCUUCGGAAGAAGUUGAUAUAUGCAACGUCAUUCACUGCGACGGCUUACUUUUAUGUACCACCGAAGACGAUAGACUUGUGGUUUGGAAUCCGGUUUCAGGGGAAACCAAGUGGAUCCAACCUAGAAAAUCCUUCCAUAAGAACGAUGUCUUUGCACUUGGUUACGACAGAAAAUCCUCCUGUUACAAAAUCAUGAGGAUGGAUCAUUUUGAUGACCGUUUUGCCACAGCUGAAAAUGAACUAGAAAUAUAUGACUUUACCUCUAACUCAAGGAGUGUUUUGUCUGUGACUGCCUUCGCGUUCUCCAUACGACGGAGCCAAACUCGUGGCGUAUAUGUGAAGGGAAGUACAUACUGGCUUGCUCAUGAUGAGGCGCUGCACAAGUUUCUACAAAGUUUUGAUUUUUCAACAGAGACAUUCCAAAGUCGCUCAUCUCUUCCUUAUCCUCCUGAUCAGUAUUACUCUUCUUGUACUUUAUCAGUGGUUAGAGAGGACCAAAUUUGUCUACUAGACGUCUAUUCAUUAGACGUAUGGAUGUCAUCCAAGAUUGAGAGUAACGGAUUCAUUACGUGGAGCAAGAUUCGAAAAGCCAUAGCCAAUUAUAAGUUUUCUUACGGGAUGAGUUUCGUGGCCGACGAGCAGCACAAAGUCUUAGUGUGUUACGAUAAAAAAAAUUUGCACAUUGUGGCAGAGGAUAGAUACAUACAAGUGACUGAUAAUGGACAUGGUGAAAAUUCUUCUUGUGCAUUUGUUCAGAGUUAUGUUCCGACUUUGGUUCGAAUCCAACAAGGUUUAUAA